Clunio marinus is the source of this 463-nucleotide messenger RNA. NCBI's taxonomy places the organism in Eukaryota, Metazoa, Arthropoda, Insecta, Diptera, Chironomidae. The record is from the annotation of a GenBank genome assembly.
GUGAUGUUGAUAAGGAUAAAUUUGUUCACCGAAAGGUCCUUUUUCUGGCAUGAUUUGUUCGUAUUGGUGGAAGAUAUUUUCUUGAAGCCGAUGUUUGAAGACUGUCGCCUGGAAAUGAGAAUAAUAAAAAAAUCAACGAAAUUUGAAUUGAUGACAAAAUUUGAAUAACAUUUUUUUCGGAAAUUCAUAUAUCUUAAUUUUAAAAUUUUUUAGGCCUGAUAAAUAAAAUUAACUAUAACUAUUCCAAUUUCUUUGGUUCCUUUAUAUUAUUUUUACUGAGAUUCUACUGUAGUUGGUAAAUAUAUUUAUAACAGUGUGAGGAAACUAAUGGUUUUCGCUCCCAAAUCUUUAAAGAACAAUACAGUAGAAUUCUCUAAAUUCGACUGGAGUAUUUAUAACAUUAUGAAUCCUUUUCUCGUCACUAAAUUUUAUUGACAUUCCACAGUAUUUUCUAAUAAGUUUG